Molecule: messenger RNA, 1817 nt
Organism: Leptopilina boulardi
Lineage: Eukaryota; Metazoa; Arthropoda; Insecta; Hymenoptera; Figitidae
Product: katanin p60 ATPase-containing subunit A-like 1
Exons: 11
Coding region: 155-1735 (526 amino acids)
Biological process (GO): microtubule severing
Cellular component (GO): microtubule cytoskeleton
Molecular function (GO): microtubule severing ATPase activity; ATP binding; ATP hydrolysis activity
Source: RefSeq, a predicted model, not a curated record
CACACAUAUUUAUUGUAAUUUAUUAAAAUUAUUGUAUUAGAAAUAUGAACUGUCCUCUCACAAAGUUUGUAGAAAAUAAAUUAAAAAAUUUAUCCAUUUUCUUCAGCAGCAACAAUUUUCUAAAUUCUUUUAAAAUACAAAAUUAAAAUUAAGUAUGGAAAUCUCAAUAAUACAAAUAUGUAAAAACACAAAAGAGGCAAGAGAAAUGGCCUUGACUGGAAAAUACGAUUCAUCGGAAAUUUAUUAUCAUGCUGUAAUCGAGCAAAUAGAGACAUUAAUGGAAAGUAUCAUAAGCGAAACACGAAGAGCAAAAUGGUUUCAAAUUCAAAAUCAAAUCACUGAUGAAUUUGAACAAGUUAAAGCUGCUUCGUAUGCUUUAAAGCUUUUUCAAAUGGAUUUACAGAGAGAUUCAUUUCUUGCCGGACAUUCAUCUUUAUCACACGAAGAACCAACAAGAGACACUGCUUGUGGAAAUGAUUCUUCUGAACAUUGUUAUAAUUUAUUUCGUUCCGUACCUUCGACUCCUUCAAAAUCAUUUGCUCAGGAUUCUAAUGUUUGGCGCACAACUUCGCAACCAGAACAAAAAAAUCAAAGACCAUGCAGAAUUCAACAGAGGAUACAACAAACCAGUGCAACAUUACGAAAGCCAUUAGAAGUUACUUUUAAGAAAGAUUUAAGACAUGAUACGAAAAAAGAUAAAAAGAAAAUCCCUGGAAAAGAAGAAUCAAAUAAAUUUCUUUUUAAUCCAAACAAUCGAUUAAGUCCAAAAAAAGAAACAAAAACUGCUACUAAAUCUAAUUCAGGAAAAUUUAAUUCAUCGGGAAAUUUAAAUAAACUUAUCGAAUUGUUGGAGAAAGAUAUACUACAGAGUAAUCCAAAUAUUCAUUGGGACGAUAUUGCUGAACUUCAUGAAGUUAAACGACUUCUCGAGGAAGCAGUGAUUCUUCCAAUUUUGAUGCCAGACUUUUUUAAAGGAAUUCGAAGACCUUGGAAAGGAGUUCUAAUGGUUGGUCCUCCUGGAACGGGAAAGACAAUGUUAGCCAAGGCAGUUGCCACAGAAUAUGAAACUACAUUCUUUAAUGUUUCUCCAUCGACUGUUACUUCAAAAUAUAGAGGAGAAUCUGAAAGACUUGUACGACUUUUAUUUGAAAUGGCAAGAUUCCAUGCACCGAGUACAAUUUUUAUCGACGAAAUCGAUUCGCUGUGCUCCAAACGUGGUUCCAACUCAGAACACGAGGCUUCAAGAAGAUUUAAAUCUGAAUUCCUUGUCCAAAUGGACGGGAUUUGUUCAAAUAGUGAAGAUGUACCAAAAGUUGUAAUGGUUCUUGCUGCAACAAACUAUCCAUGGGAUAUUGAUGAUGCACUGAUUAGACGUUUAGAGAAACGAAUAUACAUUCCUUUACCAAAUGAUGAGGGAAGAUUAGAAUUAUUGAAAAUAAGUCUUCGAGACGUUAAAAUAGAUCCAUUGGUUAAUCUCAGUGAAAUGGCAAGAAAACUUGAUGGAUAUUCAUGUGCAGAUAUUGCAAAUGUUUGCAGAGACGCAUCUAUGAUGUCAAUGCGUAAAAAAAUCGCUGGCUUGAAACCUGACGAAAUAAAGCAGAUUAAAAAAGAUGAACUAGAUUUACCCGUAACAUCGGCAGAUUUUUACGAGGCAAUUGAGAGAUGUAAUAAAAGCGUUUCUGCUGAAGAUUUGAAAAAAUACGAAAAAUGGAUGCGAGAAUUUGGUUCAUGCUAAAAUUUUUAGUUCUUUUAUUUUAAAAUGUCAAAAAUAUUUAUAAAAUUAAUUUCAAUAAUUAAAUUUUUAUCAAGUUUUUCUA